Molecule: messenger RNA, 675 nt
Organism: Paramecium tetraurelia
Lineage: Eukaryota; Ciliophora; Oligohymenophorea; Peniculida; Parameciidae
Exons: 3
Source: RefSeq, a predicted model, not a curated record
AUGAGCGUUCGUAAAAUUCAAAGAGAUCCAGGACCUCAGACUGAAGGGUAUAAAGGGGUAUUUAAGGGGAUUUCAGACAACCUGAAUGUCGGAGUAGGCAAGUACGCUCCUCCAAUAGGCAUGGAAUAGAGAGAACAUCACUACAACAUCGGAUGGAAACCAUGGCAAUAAUCAAAUGAAACCGUUUAUGAAGUAGACUAUAAGCCCAACAAAGAUGUAGUGAAAAGGGACAAUUGCGCCAAUAUGCAUCCAUCAACCAUACAUAUUGAUCACAUUAAUGUGCCUUACAAAAAGGAUACUCACUUCAACUCCGAAUACAAGAAUUAUAAGGACUAUCAGAAUCCCCCCAGAGCCAAACCUAUUAGAGACAAGCUUACCUUGAUGGCCACUCAAAUAGUGAUGGGCGAUGACCAUCCAAAUUACAAGACUGCCUAACUGAUUGCUCAAGAACCCAAACCCCCCUAAAGACAAUUGGUGUAUCAUCCGAAACCAGAGAAAUACGAUAUCAUUACUAAUCAUGAGGUAUGUGCUGUGGCUGAAAGAAUAAAAAAGGCAUCUGCUUUUGACUAUUGGAAUCCGACUACAGAGAAGAAACAUCAAUCAUUUAACACUUCCGAGAUCCCUUAGUAUAGAAUGGGUAGUAGAGAUCCUAUUACAGGGAGAUUUAUUUCCUGA